GAUUAUUUUUAUUGUUGUAUCAUCCAGCCACUUCCUGUUUCACAGAAAUGUCAAGGUGAUUCACAUUGCAGUGAAAACCAAAAAAAAAAAAAAAAAAAGAAUAGCUGACCCCUUUUCAGUGCCUAUGUGAAAAUACAAAUGAUAAGUUACGUUUUUCAGAGGCACAGCAACAUGGCAUAGGCCACUUGUUGCCAUGUGAACCAUCCCCACCAAAUCAGCCAGCCCAGGGGGAGCUGUAAUUGAGCUGUGCAUGACUGAGCUGCUGUGGGGUGCUCUAUCACCCAGAAAAGAGCCUAACUACAGCCAUGUCAUCAGUGCCACAAGGAGGGACCAAUUUGGACUGGCUCACAUGAAACUGUGAUUCCCUUCCCUCCCCCUCCCCCUCCUCCUUUCCCUCCUUUCUCUUCCCUGACUCCAUGCUCUGUUGCCCAGGCUGGAGUGCAGUGGCAGGAUCUCCACUCACUGCAACCUCCGCCUCCCAGUUCAAGCAAUUCCCGUCUCAGCCUCAUGAGUAGCUGGAACUACAGGCUCGCACCACCAUGCCCAGCUAGUUUUUGUAUUUUUAGUAGAGACGGGGUUUCACUAUGUUGGCCAGCUGGUCUCGAACUCCUGACCUCAAGUGAUCUGCCAGUCUUGACCUCUCAAAGUGCUGGGAUUAAAGUUGUGAGCCACCAUGCCUGGCUGAAGGUGUGAUAUAUUGUCGGCAAGGGAAGGGUGUGAAAGAGCCCAAGCCCAUUGCUCCACAGACACUGGCCUGUCCACUGUGACUGCUGCAAAUAGGUUUUACCACCAACACCUGUGAGCACCUUCUAUGUCAAGGACUGUGAAGCAUCUGAGAUCUUACCCACUUGCAAGCUACCAAGGUAGCCCGUCAGGUUCAAGAAUGCUGGCAGAAUACAGGAGAGUCCUGGGUCAGAGACAAAGGACUUGAUCGCUGUGCAGCAAACAGCAUGAGCACCAGCAUAUUUCCGUUAGUUCCUUUUGACCCUAAGUCCCAUGGGGGUGAUGCUGAUGGGCUCAGGCAAGUGUGGGCACACACAGUGAAUUACAUUGUGGGAGAGGAUCCUAAGCUUAGGAAACUCAAAGCCAGUAAGCAUGGCUGUCCUUUGCUCUGGAGGGAGACACUAUCUCCAUCUUCCAUAGCUGUUCCCUAGAUAAACAUCUUUGAAACUGGCGCGGUGGCUCAGGCCUGUAAUCCUACCACUUUGGGAGGCUGAGGCGGGCAGAUCACCUGAAGUCGGGAGCUUGAGACUAGUCUGGCCAACAUGGUGAAACACCGUCUCUACUAGAAAUAAAAAUUUAAAAAAUUGGCUGGGCGCGGUGGCUCAUUCCUAUAAUCCCAGCACUUUGGGAGGCCGAGAUGGGCGGAUCACGAGGUCAGGAGAUCGAGACCAUCGUGGCUAACACAGUGAAAUCCUGUCUCUACUAAAAAUGCAAAAAAAAUUAAUCGGGCAUGGUGGCAGGCGCCUGUAGUCCCAGCUACUUGGGAGGCUGAGGCAGGAGAAUGGCGUGAAUCCAGGAGGCAGAGCUUGCAGUGAGCCGAGAUCGCACCAUUGCACUCCAGCCUGGGCAACAGAGCAAGAUUCCGUCUCAAAAAAAAAAAAAAAAAAUUAGCCAGCUGUGGUGGCGCAUGCCUGUAAUCCCACUCCAGUGGGUGAGGCACAAGAAUCGCUUGAACCUGGAAGGUGGAGGUGGCAGUGAGCCGAGAAUUGCGCCACUUCACUCCAGGUUGGGUGACAGAGACUCCAUCUCAAAAAACAAACAAGCAACAAAUAGGCAUAAGUGGCCCCAUUUUUAUUUUGAGUCAGGGUCUCGCUCUGUCACCCAGGUUGCAAUGCAGAAGCCUGAUCAUGGCCCACUGCAGCCUGGAUCUCCUGGGCUGGGAGCAAUCCUCCCACUCAGCCUCCUGAGUAGCUGGGACUACAAGUGCAUGCUACUGCACCAGCUAAUUUAAAAAAUACAUAUAUUUUUUAGAGAUGGGUUCUUACUAUGCUGUCCAGGCUGGUCUCAAGCAAUCCUCCUGCAUGUCCUCCCAGAGUGCUGAGAUUAUAGGUGUGAGCCACCGCACCUGGUCUACUGGCCCUGUUUUACAGAUGAGAAAUUGAAGUCCACAGCGAUGAAGUAAACUACUCCAGGUGAUACAGUAAAUAGAUCCAGGAUCAAACCCAGGCCUGCCUCAUUCCAGUUCUGCGUCUUGUCCACCCUACAGUGGAACUUAAGAUGGUGAGAGGCCCUGAGAGGAGAAAAGGGACAAGAGUCCUCUUGAGCAGUGGGAGAAAAGGGAUGCAGGAAGGAUGGGAGAUGUGUGUGCAUCUCUCUAUGUGUUGUCUGGAUUUGGGGGGUCAAGGACCAGAUUUAUAGGACCUUGGAGACCAUAACAAGGACUUUGGAUUUUUGUCUAAGUGUGAUGGGAGAUGCCAAAUGGCUUUUUUUUUUUUUUUAGAUAGAGUCUCACUCUGUUGCCCAGGCUGGAGUGCAGUGGUGUGAUCUCGGCUCACUGCAACUUCUGCCUCCCGGUUCAAGCAAUUCUCCUGGUUCAGCCUCCCUAGUAGCUGGGAUUACGGGCGCCCGCCACCACAUCUGGCUAAUUUUUGUAUUUUUAGUAGAGAAGGGGUUUCACUAUGUUGGCCAGGCUGGUCUUGAACUCCUGAUCUCAAGACAUCUGCCCGCCUCGGCCUCCCAAUGUGCUGGGGUUACAGGCGUGAGCCACAGUAUCGGGCAGCCAGAUGGUUUUUAGUACAAGAACGACACUGUAUUUUAAAAUAAUUAUUCAGUUUCCUGCUUAUGUGGGGAUAUAUAAGGUUGUCAUGAGGAGUAAAUUGGAGAGAUUAAGUGAGAGGACUCAUGUAAGGCUCUUUGUAGGUGCGAGGCAGAAUAGACAGUUGAGUGGAUAUUGGCCAUGAUGGUGACAUAGUCGGCGCACUGAGGAAUUCAGGGUAGGGCUGGGAGCUGGAGACGGUAAUAACCUGGGGGUCUGUGCAUACAGGCUGGAGUCCAAGACAUGGUUCAGAGACAGUUCCUCUAGUCAGCCUAAGGCUAGGUGCUGUGGCUCUUCGCUGUAAUCCCAGCAUUUUGGGAGGCUGAGGUGUGAGGAUCACUUGAGUCCAGGAGUUGGAGACCAGCCUGGGCAACAUGACGAAACCCCAUCUCUACAAAAAAUACAAACCAAACCAAACAAACACACAAAAAACGGUGGCUCUAUUCAGCCUGAUAGAAACGACUUGUGGUACAGGCCCUAAGUUAGGUACGCUGCUGCCCAAGAGCCUGACUGGUAGAUGGAGAUGUGAAAGGGACACAGGGCUCUCCAGGUAAGCAGGAGGCAGCAAGAAUGACAGUUCCAGGGGUUCUAAGUGGAAGGAAGAGGGGGCCAGGAGGAAGGGACUUCAGGUCAGAUUGAGGGGGCAUGUGCCAUCCGAAAGAGGAGAAUGUCGAUGUAACUGUGAAAGUCCAAGUCCUAGCUGCUUUUCCACUGCCCUGGUGUACAACCUCAGGCCCUGCAGACUGCACAUCUGAGGACCCCUGCCUGCCCUGUCUGGCUUCUCUGAAUCUAAUAUGGGAGAAGAUGCGUUUGAAAAAGAACACGGAAGAGGGAGAGAGAAAAAAAGCACCAAGGUCCAUGUUCAGAGAGCCCUGGUAAUUUUAACUUGCAACUCACCCAAGAAGAGCCUAAUGGUCGCAAGAGUAUGUAGGAAGGCCCCAACCCGACCCGGCCCAGCACGCAGCACCCAAGGGCGGCUGGAAGCGCAAUGCGCGUGCCCAGUACAGCGCUAUUCAGUCUGCAGGCUUUUUGAGGAUUUCAACUUCAAAGAACGGUCGGCUUCGGGGCGAACUUUGCUUCAGUCCCAGGCCUCGGGAGGCAGCGAGGAAACAGACUGGGACACCGAGCAUGCAGAAGGGGAGUGGUCUUGAAAUACGCGGAAAGCGAGAAUGCACCCCUCCUGGCCAGCCUUGCCGGGCGAAGUGAGAAGUACUGAGGCCUGAGAAGGCUCCACGCGUGCGCAAAGGGCCGCUCGCUGUGAUUACUGGGGUGGCGAUGGUUGUGAUGACGCCGCUGCCCCGCCUGCGCCGGAAGGGAAACCCCAGGGGAGGCGGAGGCCAGCGGGGAUUUCUGAAGCCAAGUGGUCCCCUUCAUCCACGACGGACAGGAAGGGCGACCCCCUGAGGCCACUUCCAGGUCUUGCGACCAGAGGAGAGUUACCAAGGAGACGCUCCUCCCGAGGCCUCGCGCGUCGGAAGCUUCUGUCCCCUGGAUUCCGGUUGACGGACGCGUCCCCCGAGCAGGUUCUCGGUAGCAGCCGACACGCCCCACUCCGGGCACAGCGAGGUCUGAGGACCACGCUAAGGCAUCACGUCCGCCCUGAUCCGCGGCCGCUAUGGAACGGGCGGAGCCGCAGCGGAGGGCGCUCCGCUUUGACGUCACUUCCUGUGAGCCCGGCGGUGACAACGGCAACAUGGCCUUGAACGGAGCUGAAGUCGACGACUUCUCCUGGGAGCCCCCGACUGAGGCGGAGACGAAGGUGCUGCAGGCGCGACGGGAGCGGCAAGAUCGCAUCUCCCGGCUCAUGGGCGACUAUCUGCUGCGCGGUUACCGCAUGCUGGGCGAGACGUGUGCGGACUGCGGGACGAUCCUCCUCCAAGACAAACAGCGGAAAAUCUACUGCGUGGCUUGUCAGGAACUCGACUCAGACGUGGAUAAAGAUAAUCCCGCUCUGAAUGCCCAGGCUGCCCUCUCCCAAGCUCGGGAGCACCAGCUGGCCUCAGCCUCAGAGCUCCCCCUGGGCUCUCGACCUGCGCCCCAGCCCCCAGUACCUCGUCCGGAGCACUGUGAGGGAGCUGCAGCAGGACUCAAGGCAGCCCAGGGGCCACCUGCUCCUGCUGUGCCUCCAAAUACAGAUGUCAUGGCCUGCACACAGACAGCCCUCUUGCAGAAGCUGACCUGGGCCUCUGCUGAACUGGGCUCUAGCACCUCCCUGGAGACUAGCAUCCAGCUGUGUGGCCUUAUCCGCGCAUGUGCGGAGGCCCUGCGCAGCCUGCAGCAGCUACAGCACUAAGAGAAGCCCCUGAGAAAAACCCUCUAGAAAAACA
Pan troglodytes (chimpanzee) is the source of this 5085-nucleotide messenger RNA. It is a transcript of the gene ZNRD2, whose product is annotated as zinc ribbon domain containing 2. The coding region runs from base 4374 to 5051 and encodes 225 amino acids. NCBI's taxonomy places the organism in Eukaryota, Metazoa, Chordata, Mammalia, Primates, Hominidae. The record is from RefSeq and is a predicted model, not a curated record. The transcript has 4 exons.